Sturnus vulgaris (Common starling) is the source of this 1246-nucleotide messenger RNA. RefSeq names its product ketosamine-3-kinase-like. Lineage: Eukaryota; Metazoa; Chordata; Aves; Passeriformes; Sturnidae. The record is from RefSeq and is a predicted model, not a curated record.
AUGGAGGACGCGCUGAGGCGAGCGCUGGGCACGGCCGUGCUGCGGCCGACCGGGCACUCGGGCGGCGGCUGCAUCAGCCAGGGCCGGAGCUACGACACGGACCGCGGCCGGGUGUUCGUGAAGAGCAACUGCGAGGGGGAGGCCAGAAGAAUGUUUCUGGGAGAAGUGGCAAGUUUGGAAGCCAUCCUGAAAACGCAGACAAUAAGAGUGCCUAAACCCAUCAAGGUUGUAGAACUGCCAGGGGACAAUACUGUGCUGGUGAUGGAACAUUUGGAAAUGAAGAGUUUAAACAGACAUUCAGCACUGCUUGGAACUCAGCUGGCUGAUCUUCAUCUUCAUAACCAGCAACUUAGAGAGAAGAUGAAGAAAGAAGAGAGCACAGUUGGUAAAGGACAAGGGCAAAUGGAAGUUCAGUUUGUGGAUCAGUUUGGCUUUCAUACAGUUACCUGCUGUGGUUAUCUUCCACAGGUGAACAACUGGCAGAGUGACUGGGUGAGUUUCUUUGCCAGACAAAGGAUCCAGCCCCAGAUGGACCUGAUCGAAAGGAACUUAGGAGACGGGGAAGCAAGGGAACUUUGGGCACAGCUUCAGCUGAAGAUACCCAGUUUGUUCUGUGGUCUAGAAAUCGUUCCUUCUCUCCUGCAUGGGGAUCUCUGGGGAGGAAAUGUCGCUGAGGAUGAUUGUGGUCCGAUUAUCUUUGAUCCAGCUUCUUUCUACGGCCAUUCAGAGUAUGAUCUUGCAAUAGCUGGGAUGUUUGGUGGCUUCAGCAGUUUUUUUUAUUCUGCUUAUCACAGUAAAAUCCCCAGAGCCGUAGGGUUUGAGAAACGCCUGAAGCUUUAUCAGCUGUUCCACUACAUGAACCACUGGAACCAUUUUGGUUCAGGGUACAGAGGGUCUUCUAUAAACAUUAUGAGAAACCUUGUAAAGUAAGUUGCAGCUUAAACCAAAUAAUUCCUGUGCUGUUUGGAAAAGCCCAGACUUGCUGGUGCAGCUAAAGGUGUAGUGAUGUUAAAAAACCUCUGUGAGAUCUUUGACCUUCUUGCUCAGCUGAAGACCCUAGAAUCAGUGAGUCCUACUGAGUACCAAGUGUAGCUUAGUCAUCCCUUUUUAGGAUAGUUUGGAAUAGCUUUAUCAUGGAAAUAUAGAAAGAACUUAAUCAUUUGCACAGUGAAUAAACAUCUCAGCAUCCCGAAGUGCUUGAGAUUAUGCAAAGUAAUGCAAAUAAACUGAGGAGAUGCCUAAAAGA